AUGCAGAACAAUCAGUUUCCUUACUGGUCAGACGAAAUGGGUGAGAGAGAUAGGAACAACCCUUACGCGUCAGGGUCAGGGUCGUCCUUUGAUGGUUUGUUCCCACCAUGUGCGAAGUUGCCAUUCCAUGGUGUCGAGCUUCAGCCAUCUGCGGUCUGUCCAAGGAACUUUGUCAUUUUCGAUCAGACAUACGACCGCAGCCAAGUCAUGUACCAUCCUGACCUGACUCAUAAGCUCAUGAGCUCCCCGUCGUUGAACGGAUUAGCUACUACGUUCCAGAACGAGUAUGUUGGGGAAAGUUAUGGUAACUUUGAGCAAGGAGGAGUCUCCACUUCUCAUCAAGAGGAUCCGAAUGAGAUUGAUGCACUCUUGAGCACAGAUGAAGAUUACGAAGAUGAUGAUGAUGAGGAUGAGAAGGGUGAUUCGGAAGAGGUAAGCACAACUCGCAACUCUUCCAGGGAUUAUGGUAACAACUCAGCUGAAUCCUGCUGCUCCAGCUAUGGCUAUAACAAGAGCUCAAAGAAGAAGCAGAGUAAGAGUUUGUCGGGGAGCGCUAGUUGUAAUAACAAUGAUGGGAAAGGAAGGAAGAAGAUGAAGAAGAUGAUGGGAGUGUUGCGGAGAAUUGUCCCUGGAGGAGAAGAGAUGAAUACAGCUUCCGUUCUUGACGAAGCUGUUCAGUACCUCAAGUCACUUAAAAUCGAAGCUCAGAAACUCGGCGUUGGACAUUUCUCUAACCAAUCUUGA
Molecule: messenger RNA, 744 nt
Organism: Microthlaspi erraticum
Lineage: Eukaryota; Viridiplantae; Streptophyta; Magnoliopsida; Brassicales; Brassicaceae
Source: the annotation of a GenBank genome assembly